GCCCGCGGCGCGGCGUGUGCACCGAACGAGUGAAGGUAUGUUUGGCGGGCGCGGCUGGAGCUCCCGCCGCCGCCGCGCCAGCAGGUCCUAAUGCCUGUCACUUCCCAGGACGCUGGCAGCAGCAGCCCGGAGCCCCCGAGCCCUCGGCAGGUUUGCCUGUCCUUCCCCGCGAUCUGAUUGGAUAAAGUGGGGGCUCGACGGUGGCCGACGUGGGACAGUCUGGCUGUGGCAGGGGUCUCGGAAACCAUGGGUUAUUGCAGUGGCAGGUGCACGCUUAUCUUUAUCUGUGGCAUGCAACUGGUUUGUGUGCUGGAGAGGCAAAUAUUUGACUUCCUUGGAUAUCAGUGGGCACCUAUCCUGGCAAAUUUUGUACAUAUUAUUAUCGUCAUUCUUGGUUUAUUUGGGACUAUUCAAUAUAGACCUCGUUACAUAACAGGAUAUGCUGUCUGGCUAGUCCUCUGGGUUACCUGGAAUGUGUUUGUUAUCUGCUUCUAUUUGGAGGCUGGGGACCUCUCAAAGGAAACAGACCUUAUCCUGACAUUUAAUAUUUCAAUGCACCGAUCUUGGUGGAUGGAGAAUGGACCAGGAUGUACGGUGACAUCAGUGACACCUGCACCAGACUGGGCCCCAGAAGACCAUCGCUACAUCACGGUCUCAGGGUGUUUUCUGGAGUACCAGUACAUAGAAGUGGCUCACAGUUCCCUCCAGAUUGUCCUCGCACUGGCAGGGUUCAUCUACGCCUGUUAUGUUGUGAAAUGUAUAACUGAAGAAGAGGACAGCUUUGAUUUCAUAGGUGGCUUUGAUUCUUAUGGCUAUCAAGGGCCUCAGAAGACAUCUCAUUUACAACUGCAGCCUAUGUACAUGCAAAUUCCCUUGGAUAACAACUGAUAACAAAUUCUAUAUAUCAGCAUCAAGUGAUAUGCUGAAUUGCAAGCGAAGAUCAAAAUAGAAAGUCGAAAUAAUACAGAUGGCCUCAGUAUGUCAGCUCCUGGACCUUUCAAAGAACUUGUUUUGCAGUGGCCUCCUGCAUUUUAUGAAGAGCGAGAAGCAACUGAGUUUAAAUAUAUAUACCUAUUAACAGAACAAACAUAAAGCCUCUACAUACACUGAGACACACACACACACACACACACGCACGCACGCACAUGCACACACACACACACACACACACACACACACACUCACACACAGAGGCACAUACCGAUUCCUCUUGGCCUCCACUUUCUAACUGAAACAAACAUGCAGGACACUCCCAUCUUGGAUUUCCUGAAAGUAGGCUUCUUUCUCCCAGGCCUUUGGAAAGUUCAUAAGGAGACGUGUUGGUGCCCUCUGCUGGCCGUCACUAACUACUCUGCAGCCCAGCGGGUCGGCCUCUGUGAGCUGCGAAGUCAUCCAGGGCACAUUAGUUUGACAGCCCUGUCUUCUGCACUCCAUAUGUCUUGAUAGCACCACGGCUAUGUAGGCAAUGUAAUUGCAAAAACAGACAAAACAUGCCAUGAUGACCUUGUAACCGAAGUCCGAAAUGGCAGGUUGUUUGCCCUAAAGGCUAUACCGUACAUACUUGCCUUAACCCACCUAAGUUGUGCACCGAGUCUCAGUGCAGACCUCCCCAAGUCACUUCCUUUAGGCUAACACACUGCUAUUAAUUCCGAAUGAGUUCGAGUCUGUGUGUUUCAUGUCAAGAAACAGGACUGCAUAGCUCAGCAGCUCAGUGUGUCUGUGUACAAAAACUGCCAGCUGUCAGCAAAGUGCUUUACCAUUGAAUCUCCAUGGUGGCCAAAAACAGACAAGUGACAAUAACAACAACAAUAAUUGUGUUCUUUAUAAUUCUUAAAUAUGGUCUUCUGAAGGGGUUGGGUGGGACAAAGUAAAAUUUAUUAAUCUACUAAACUCAUUAAUCUACUGGAAGCAGAGAGCAGAAAUGGCUUAACUCACUGAUUUUAUUUACUGCACUCUAGGUGCUUUUAUAAGUAUCUACAAAUGUCUUUUACUAACACAGAAAAAGCUGUGGAUUUCUAUCAACAGAGGCCAACUGAAUAUGUAUUAGCUAUGUUUACUCUUUUAUAUCUAAUUCAAAUUGAAGACCCUACGUAGGUGAACUUUUUUUCCUAACUUCAGCGUACGAGAUUAUUUUUUGGGUGGGCGGGGGGAGCAAUAGUUACCUUGGUGAAAUAUUUGAGAUCUCUUUGUGGUAUUUGGGGGAUCUGUUGUGUGUUAGAGUGUAUUUUAAUCCUCCUGUAUUAUUGUGGCAGAAAAACUGUGCUGUUAACGUAGUUGGCAACAAGAUGCCUUUGGAAACUUAAUAGUAGGUCAAUGUGUUUAUGGAAUAUUUUGAAUUCCUAGGAAAUUUUGUUCUAUAUACUCAAGCAUUAUUUGGUUUUCAUUAGUGGGAAACAUAAUUAGCUCAGGCUUGUCAGGAACUCCGAAGAGUCAUGUUUUUUCUUGGAUCCACCUGAGACACUAAAAUCAAUUUUUUUAAACGAAUACAACAUCCUUCAAUGCAGUGAAAUUGAGACUUGAAAAGUUACAAAUUGGCAUGGAGCAAUGUUCUCUCUCUUGGUUUCUAUGUAGUUUCAGUUACUGGGUUAACCUACUUUGGACCUUAGCCCAUCCAGAUCUACAUAAACCAGACCCAUUACUGUGUUUGCAUGGAUGUCUGUGAAAUACACACAUAUACAUUUGAAAACGAUAAAGAAACAAAGCUCAUACUGGAACAUAAACUAAAAAAAAAAAGGUUCCAGCACUUGUGCUUGAAUUUUCUCAGUGGCUGUAUAUGUUUGUCCAUACAUACAUGUAUAAAAUAAAUCAUUGCAAACAUGUCGGUGAAACCUCAUACGACUUUAUAGUGACAUGCAUGUUUAAUGUAUGAGAAAAAUAUUUACCAAUGUAUUGUCCUCUGAUUCUUAAAAUAUAAAUAUUAUACAUGCCAGAAACUAUUCUAAUGUGACUAUUAAUGUGACUAUUAAAAUGAGGUUUCACUGUACAUUCAUGCUGCGAUGAAAUUCCACCUCACAGGACAUGUAUAUGGAUAGAGAUUUAAGUGCACAGAGAACAAGCCCUCAUAUUCCUGCUCUAAGUUGCAGCCAAGCUACCACCUAAUCACUACUAUCAUCACCACGCAAUUUUUCAAAAACAGUUGUUGACUACUAAAGAG
Messenger RNA from Suricata suricatta (meerkat), 3154 nucleotides. RefSeq names its product sodium/potassium transporting ATPase interacting 2 (gene NKAIN2). The record is from RefSeq and is a predicted model, not a curated record. Gene Ontology annotation, biological process: regulation of sodium ion transport. Bases 247 to 888 code for a protein of 213 amino acids. NCBI's taxonomy places the organism in Eukaryota, Metazoa, Chordata, Mammalia, Carnivora, Herpestidae. The transcript is spliced from 8 exons.